GCGCCCGCAGCGCGCUUCAGAGCAGAGCGCCAGGUUGGCACGCGGCGCUCCCCUGGAUCCGGCGGCGACUCAGGCGACUUCCCCGCGGCCUCGGGCCUCCCUUCUCGCCCAAACCUCACACCCGCCGCACGCACCAAGCUACGGUUCUUAGCCUCAGCCAUCUGCACCAGUGGCUUCUCCUCGUCCUCGGAGCUGUUGGCUUUGGAGCCCUCCCCACUUUUUUCCUGCCUUCGCCUCCUGCUCCUCCCAGCUCCGGGCCAAAGGGAUUCCAACGAGCGAAGUGAAGGGGGUGAGAAUCUUGUGCUGCGACCCCUCGGAAACACAGCUGGAAAGGCUGACUCCGUCUAGUAGCCGCGACUGGGACCCUGAGGCCCUCCCCCUUCCCCGAGGGAUGCGCCGGGCCAGAACCAGCGCUGCGCUGUCAGUCUUCGCUCAGGAAGUGGAGACAGCCAGAAAUGAACGCGGGAGGGAGCCUCCGCACACCCGCACUUCCAAAUUAACUGUUUGGUGACUUGUUAGCGCUGAGGCUACCACCUCGCCAAUCCUCCCGCUGGGCACCCGCCACCUCACUGUCCCCCACUCCUCCCCCUUCAUUACCCCCGCCCCCAGCUCCGCCCCGGCUCCUCAUCCCGGCGCAAUGGAGUUCUCCGAAGGACUCUGCUCCAGCCAGAGCGGCUAACUUCGCACCCGUCUGCGCUGCCGGUCACCCCCGACCACCCCCCCCCCCCCGCCCCCUGCAGCCGCCGAGUCGUGGGCGUCCCGAGCCCAGUGCCGCAGCCAGGACCCGCCCGGCGCGCAGCUGAAGCACGGAGCCCAGGCGCCUGGGCGCCUCUUGGAGAGCAAAGGCAACGCCAAGACGCUGAGCCGAGACCCAGCCAGGAAGCCAGAGGCCGGGAAGGGGUCUGCGUGGCUCAGAGCGCCGCGGCUUCUGCGGACAAAUAGCCCCCGCUGCCACGCACCCAAGCUGCGCGGGCUGGCGGGAGGGCGACGCGCGAGGACGCAGGGGUCUGCGGCGGUCUUCCAGGCGCCCUUUGGCCCGGGGCGCACUAUGACCUGACGUGCGGGGACCUCCUGCCCAGGGCGGCUGGGGAUAGAAGGGCUCGCCGCCAAGCUCCCACCAGGCCGCCUUUGGGUCUUUCGGGACCCCCUCCCGCCGCGGCCUCCCUCCCAGCGGCCCGGCGCCAUGGAGCUCUCCGAUGUGCGCUGCCUUAGCGGCAGCGAGGAGCUCUACACCAUCCACCCGACGCCCCCGGCCGGCGACGGCGGGAGCGGCUCCCGGCCGCAGCGGCUGCUGUGGCAAACGGCGGUGCGGCACAUCACCGAGCAGCGCUUCGUUCACGGGCACCGGGGCAGCGGCGGCGGGAGCGGGAGCUCCAGCAAAGCCUCGGACCCUGUGGGCGGCGGCCCCAACCACUACCACGCGUCGCAGCUGGCCGGCGACUCGGCGCUGCCCCUCUACGCGCUGGGCCCCGGGGAGAGAGCGCACAGUCCCGGCUGCACCAAAGUCUUCCCGGAACGCAGCGGCAGCGGCGGCGGCGGCGCGGGCGACCUGGGCUUCCUGCACCUCGACUGCGCCCCGAGCAACUCGGAUUUCUUCCUCAAGGGGGGUUAUAGCUACCGAGGGGUCAUUUUCCCCACCCUGCGCAACUCCUUCAAGUCCCGGGAUCUGGAGCGCCUGUACCAGCGCUAUUUCCUGGGCCAGAGGCGCAAAUCGGAGGUGGUGAUGAACGUGCUGGACGUGCUGACCAAACUCACCCUCUUGGUUCUGCACUUGAGCCUGGCCUCGGCCCCCAUGGACCCGCUCAAGGGCAUCCUGCUGGGCUUCUUCACGGGCAUAGAGGUGGUGAUCUGCGCCUUGGUGGUGGUCAGGAAGGACACCACGUCGCACACCUACCUGCAGUACAGCGGCGUGGUCACCUGGGUGGCCAUGACCACCCAGAUCUUAGCAGCAGGUCUGGGCUAUGGGCUCCUGGGAGACGGCAUUGGCUACGUGCUCUUCACGCUCUUCGCCACCUACAGCAUGCUGCCGCUGCCGCUCACCUGGGCCAUCCUGGCCGGCCUGGGCACGUCGUUACUGCAGGUGGUCCUCCAGGGGGUCAUCCCCAGGCUGGCGGUCAUUUCCAUCAACCAGGUUGUGGCCCAGGCAGUGUUAUUCAUGUGUAUGAACACGGCUGGAAUCUUUAUCAGUUACCUGUCAGACCGGGCCCAGCGCCAAGCCUUCCUGGAGACGCGGAGGUGUGUGGAAGCCAGGCUGCGCCUAGAGACGGAAAACCAAAGACAGGAGCGGCUUGUGCUGUCUGUGCUCCCUCGGUUUGUCGUCCUGGAGAUGAUCAACGACAUGACCAACGUGGAAGACGAACACCUGCAGCAUCAAUUCCACCGGAUCUACAUCCAUCGCUACGAGAAUGUCAGUAUUCUUUUUGCAGAUGUUAAAGGAUUUACCAACCUCUCCACGACCUUGUCUGCCCAGGAGCUGGUCAGGAUGCUCAACGAGCUCUUUGCCAGAUUUGAUCGACUGGCCCAUGAGCAUCACUGCCUUCGCAUUAAAAUCCUGGGAGACUGCUACUACUGCGUUUCGGGACUUCCUGAGCCCCGCCAGGACCACGCCCACUGCUGCGUUGAAAUGGGCCUCAGCAUGAUCAAAACCAUCAGGUAUGUGCGGUCAAGGACGAAGCAUGAUGUUGACAUGCGGAUUGGAAUCCACUCGGGCUCAGUGCUAUGUGGCGUGUUGGGUCUACGGAAGUGGCAGUUUGAUGUCUGGUCUUGGGAUGUGGAUAUUGCAAACAAACUGGAAUCUGGAGGAAUCCCUGGGAGGAUUCACAUUUCCAAAGCCACGCUGGACUGCCUCAAUGGUGACUAUAAUGUGGAAGAGGGUCAUGGUAAAGAGAGGAACGAAUUCUUGAGGAAGCAUAACAUAGAGACCUAUUUAAUUAAGCAGCCUGAGGAGAGUCUGCUGUCUUUGCCUGAAGACAUCGUCAAGGAAUCUGUGAGCUCCUCAGACAGGAGAAACAGUGGGGCGACAUUCACAGAAGGAUCCUGGAGCCCCGAACUGCCCUUUGAUAACAUAGUGGGGAAACAGAACACUCUGGCUGCCCUAACAAGAAAUUCAAUAAAUCUACUUCCAAACCAUCUCGCACAAGCUUUGCAUGUCCAGUCGGGGCCUGAGGAAAUUAACAAGAGAAUAGAACAUACCAUCGACUUGCGGAGUGGCGAUAAAUUGAGAAGAGAGCAUAUCAAGCCAUUCUCACUGAUGUUUAAAGACUCCAGCCUGGAGCACAAGUAUUCUCAAAUGAGGGACGAAGUAUUCAAAUCAAACUUGGUCUGUGCGUUUAUCGUUCUUCUAUUUAUCACGGCAAUACAAAGUUUGCUUCCUUCCUCAAGGGUGAUGCCAAUGGCCAUCCAGUUUUCCAUCCUGAUUAUGCUGCACUCGGCUCUGGUCCUCAUCACCACAGCGGAGGAUUAUAAGUGUUUGCCCCUGGUCCUCCGGAAAACUUGCUGUUGGAUUAACGAGACCUAUUUGGCCAGGAAUGUCAUCAUCUUUGCGUCCAUCUUGAUUAAUUUCCUGGGCGCCAUCCUAAAUAUCCUGUGGUGUGAUUUUGACAAGUCGAUACCCUUGAAGAACCUGACUUUCAAUUCCUCAGCUGUGUUUACAGAUAUCUGCUCCUACCCAGAGUACUUCGUCUUCACGGGGGUGUUGGCCAUGGUGACCUGUGCGGUUUUCCUCCGACUUAACUCUGUCCUGAAGCUGGCUGUGCUGCUGAUUAUGAUUGCCAUCUAUGCCCUGCUGACCGAGACCAUCUAUGCAGGACUCUUUCUGCGCUAUGACAACCUGAAUCACAGUGGAGAAGAUUUCCUGGGGACCAAGGAGGCGUCACUGCUGCUGAUGGCCAUGUUCCUCCUCGCUGUCUUCUACCACGGACAGCAGCUGGAGUACACAGCACGCCUGGACUUCCUCUGGCGAGUUCAGGCCAAAGAGGAGAUCAACGAGAUGAAGGAGCUGCGGGAACACAAUGAGAACAUGCUCCGGAACAUUCUGCCCAGUCACGUGGCCCGCCACUUCCUGGAGAAGGACCGGGACAACGAGGAGCUGUAUUCUCAAUCCUAUGAUGCCGUUGGGGUGAUGUUUGCCUCCAUCCCAGGGUUUGCAGACUUCUACUCUCAGACUGAAAUGAACAACCAAGGAGUGGAAUGCCUACGCCUGCUGAAUGAGAUCAUUGCCGACUUCGAUGAGCUGCUUGGUGAAGACCGGUUUCAAGACAUUGAAAAGAUUAAGACCAUCGGCAGCACCUACAUGGCCGUGUCAGGCCUGUCACCUGACAAACAGCAAUGUGAAGAUAAGUGGGAACAUCUGUGCGCCCUGGCCGACUUCUCUCUCGCCCUGACCGAAAGCAUACAGGAGAUCAACAAGCAUUCUUUCAACAAUUUUGAGCUCCGGAUUGGCAUCAGCCAUGGCUCAGUGGUAGCUGGCGUUAUCGGCGCUAAGAAACCACAGUAUGACAUUUGGGGCAAAACCGUGAACCUGGCAAGUCGAAUGGACAGCACAGGAGUCAGCGGCAGAAUCCAGGUCCCCGAGGAGACCUAUCUCAUCCUGAAGGACCAGGGCUUUGCCUUUGACUACCGAGGGGAGAUCUAUGUGAAGGGCAUCAGUGAACAGGAAGGAAAAAUCAAAACGUACUUUCUCCUGGGAAGAGUCCAACCCAACCCAUUCAUCCUGCCGCCGAGAAGACUGCCCGGGCAGUACUCCUUGGCCGCCGUCGUCCUGGGCCUCGUCCAGUCCCUCAACAGGCAAAGGCAGAAGCAGCUGCUGAACGAGAACAACACGGGCAUCAUCAAGGGCCAUUACAACCGGCGGACUUUGCUGACACCCAGCGGGCCUGAGCCGGGAGCCCAAGCCGAAGGCACCGACAAGUCCGAGUUGCCAUAAAAGCGUUUUCCUUGUGUUUCUUUUUUUGUAUUUCUUUUAUAUAUAAAAUAAAUAUACUAAUAAAAAGGUUUAAUUUUUUUUAGAACAA
Balaenoptera ricei (Rice's whale) is the source of this 5012-nucleotide messenger RNA. RefSeq names its product adenylate cyclase 8 (gene ADCY8). The record is from RefSeq and is a predicted model, not a curated record. The transcript has 18 exons. Gene Ontology annotation, molecular function: adenylate cyclase activity. Gene Ontology annotation, cellular component: plasma membrane. Gene Ontology annotation, biological process: adenylate cyclase-activating G protein-coupled receptor signaling pathway; intracellular signal transduction; cAMP biosynthetic process. NCBI's taxonomy places the organism in Eukaryota, Metazoa, Chordata, Mammalia, Artiodactyla, Balaenopteridae. The coding region runs from base 1184 to 4924 and encodes 1246 amino acids.